Heterotrigona itama is the source of this 2642-nucleotide messenger RNA. The record is from the annotation of a GenBank genome assembly. Lineage: Eukaryota; Metazoa; Arthropoda; Insecta; Hymenoptera; Apidae.
AAUAAGCAUGUAUAAUAUUGAAAAAGAUAGGAUUAAAAAUUGUAUAAUACGCAACAUAACUUAACAAGAGGGCGUACAUGAUGUUUCCCGUACAGUAUACAUAAACGUAUUAUACACAUUUGUAAUUCAAAGAUUAAAUAAAUGUGGAUUUAUUUUGAAUUAUUUAAUCAAGUUAUAAAAAUACGCAUAUUUUUUCAGUUUCUUUAUGUUUUGUACAUUAAAAAUAAACAAUUAUAUCGUUUGGUAAUACAAUAAUAACGACUUCAUGAUAAUUACUAGCAAAACUUUUGUCACAAAAUGUGUUUACAAACAUUGUGUGAGCAUGAUAUUUUCAUUUUAUUUGUGACUUUAUUUAAUUAUAAUAUUUAAUAAAAUGAGGAAUGGCUGAAUUACAUAUAAUUGGUCGAAUUUCGUCGGCAAAAGAUUUUAAACAACCACGACUUUUAUGCAAGUGGAGUUUUCAUGCUGGUAGUGGAUGGAAAAUUUUAGAUGGUUGCGAAGAAGGACAAACUCAAGAAAGUUGCGAUUUAUAUACUAACGAACCAGUUUGGGAUCAUCCCGUAGAUUUAUACUAUACAACGCAAACUCUUCAAAAUUCACCAAAACUUUUGUUGCAAAUAUUUCAUAGGGAUACAUAUGGAAGAAUAUUAUUUGGAUCUUAUGGUAUUUGUAACAUUCCUUUGUCUCCUGGAUUACAUUUUAUAAAGUGUCAUACGUGGAAACCAAUUGGUAAUUGGAAAGAUAGGUUAAGAGAUAAGUUUUUAGGAAUAACUUUACAAUUGAAAUCACCAAGUGUUUUGAUUAAUUCCUUGGACAGAUUUGAGUUACUUACAGAAAGUAUGGGUACGAUUAAAAUUGAAUUGCAUAUACUCGCACGAAAUUUUGAAAAAUAUGGAUGUCAUAUGUGAAUACACGUGUCGAUUAUUGGUAUAUGUUAAAAAACAUGGAGUAGAAAUAUGCAACAAUUAACAUAUCCUGAAGUGUGAAAUAUAUAAAAACAUAAGUCACUAUGUUUUUAAUAAAAUUUAUAUUAAUGUUUUUAUAUCUUACGUCGAAUGAAUCGAUAUAUGCAAAGAAAGUUGAAGAAAUAUUUACAUGUGUAAAUGAAACAGAAUGUGUGUAUAUUUUAGAAGAAACUUCAAGCACUACUGUGGAUAAUAUUUAUGAUACAAAUAAUAUUAUUAGUAGUUCUACGUAUCCAACGCAAACUCCAACGUUUCAAUUAGUACCAACUACGCAAGUGCCUCGUAAAACUAGGUUCGGUAACGAAGCAAGAAACCAAAGUGUAUAUAAAAUAGAUUCUGACAUAUGCGAAUGUGAUUUAACGGUAUCAUCUUGUGACAUUAAUUGCUGUUGCGAUAAAGAUUGUAACAGCUUUCAUUUAACUGUGUUUUCAUAUUGUGAAAGUCGUCAACCAGAAUUAUUCGAUAAACGUUAUUGUUAUAAUAGAAAUUUUAUACAACGAAAUAAUACUCCGUUUAUACUUGAAAAAUUGGCAAAUAAUCUUUUUUGUAUUUUAUAUGAUAAUCUCCCACCUACUUACGAUAUAAACUAUGAAUUGGAUAUAAAAACUGCAGAAGAUUUAAGAGAAGUAACGAAUUCAAAUAGACCAACGUGGAAAUGGACAGAUCGAAUAUAUAUAUCUGAAUAUAAUACUUUCAGUCCUUAUCAAGAUGGUGAUGUUACGUGGAUAAUAUCUAACAAUUAUAUUCAACCUUUUGAAAUUCUACAAUCUGGAUUUACCGCAUUGUGUUCUUUUAAGAAAACUUUAAAAUAUCUUCGUAAUUGGAAAGAUCGGUGUUUGCAAACUGAAUUAAUUGACACGAACAAGUUCCUAUUUCCCAUGGCAUUUAAUAAUUUUACAGUUAUAACAUCUCCUCAUUUAUUGAAUGAAACUCAUAUUUUGGUAUCGGAUCAGGUUUGUCCCAAAAAUGUAUGUUUAACUUUAACUAAUUAUUAUUGUAAACAUUGGAAGACUUGUAGCAAUAAUACUUCAUUGGGAUCAUGUUCUAAUGGAAAGUGUCGCAACGUUGUGACAGGUGUAAAAUAUUUAAUUAUUCAUAAUGGUUCUAUGGGAAUUAAUCGUGUUGAUGUAUACUUUGAUAUAGGCAAUGUUUCUCGACAUUUUUACCAACAAUUUGAAGUAAUUUACGAAUGGGUAGAAUUGGACAAAGAAAAGAGUUUCUCUUUGAGUGGUAAUCCUGGCUAUAUUAUUGGAAAACCGUUAAUUAUUGGCACUUUAAAAGUAAAUAAAAGUAAUAAUAUAGAGACUAGAUAUAUCAGUUUUAAUAAAACUAGUAGUUUUUUGACAUUACCUAUAGCUACAAAAUCUGGCGAAUGUAACGAGAUCGACAAAUAUACUCUUGCUUUCGGGGAGGAUAUUAAGUUAAAGUGUUCUGUAUUUUUACACGCUAAUAAUUUCAGUACAGCAUCUUGUAUAAAAUUACAAAAUCUAACUAUGCAUUUUUUAAUGCAAGAUACUUUGUUCAACGUUACACAGACGAAUCAAUACAAUAUUUAUGUUGCUAAGUCAGGUAAUUUUUCUAGUAAUGAUAGUACUGAUUGGGCACAAAUUUUAUUGGAUAGAAUACCACAAAAUGUUAUAGUAGGACAGUUUGUUAAUGGUCGGUUAUAUUGUUCAG